UCAGAAAUAUUUCAAAUUGAUGCUCCUGGAUGCGACUGUUGGACUAAACUGCAAAUAAACCUCAUCCUUAAUCAUGUCAGGAUCUCAGGGUCAUAAACAAGAUGCAGAGGCCCCCAGGGACCCAGUGGUGCGUUUCAAGAGCUACCUGCACGGAGGCACUUCCAGUUUGUUAUCUGCGCUCCCCACCGUCGUCGUGUUCCCCGUUUAUAAGAUAAUAUUCCGUCAGCAGAUCCACAACAGCCCGGUGCAUCAGGCAGUGGGGCAGCUGUACAAAGAGGGCGCUCUGAGGCUGUACCGGGGCGUGGUUCCUCCAUUAGUGAAGGGGACGCUUAAUGGGACGCUCCUCUUCGGGCUUCAAGAUACUCUGGUCCACAGUCUCUCCCGGGUCGCGGUCCCGGCCUCAGCUCUGCCCGCGCUCGCCGGGUUUGGGGCUGGUGUCGUUGAAGCUCUGGUGUUCACUCCCUUCGAGCGGGUCCAGAAUGUUUUACAGAACAGUCAGAAUGAUUCUCGUUUGCCCACCCUGAAGAGCGUCCUCCUGAGGUUGAACGCAGAACCUCGAGCGACGGGGUUCUACAGAGGUUUCCUGCCCAUCGCCGCUCGGAACGCCCUGGGCAGCGCUCUCUAUUUCGGUGUGAAAGGUCCGAUGUGCGCGGCUGUGUCCGGAGGAGGGUUGUCUCCUCUGGCGGCGUCUUUUGUGUCCGGGGCCGUGACCUCCAUGGGCGUGAGUUUGACCCUGUACCCUCUGUCGGUGCUGGUGGGGAACAUGCAGGCGAAGGUGGGCGGGGACCUCAGGGGGGCGCGGGGAUGUUGGACAGAGCUGAUGGAGUCCAGGAAGUGGAGCAUUGUCUCGCUGUACAGAGGCGGGACGCUGGUGAUUCUGAGGUCGUGUAUCACGUGGGGACUCACGACGGCCCUGUACGACAGACAAGAGGGACGCUCCAGCUGAGGACAGACAGGAGAGACGCUCGAGCUGAGGACGGACCAGAGGGACGCUCGAGCUGAGGACGGACCGGAGAG
Molecule: messenger RNA, 1017 nt
Organism: Periophthalmus magnuspinnatus
Lineage: Eukaryota; Metazoa; Chordata; Actinopteri; Gobiiformes; Gobiidae
Product: solute carrier family 25 member 53-like
Exons: 2
Coding region: 74-946 (290 amino acids)
Source: RefSeq, a predicted model, not a curated record